Molecule: messenger RNA, 3823 nt
Organism: Linum trigynum
Lineage: Eukaryota; Viridiplantae; Streptophyta; Magnoliopsida; Malpighiales; Linaceae
Source: the annotation of a GenBank genome assembly
AGAAUUCGAUAAGAAUAUCCAUAUCCAAACUUUAUUAUAGUGUUUAUAGGCAGUGAUUAAGCAAAAAAAAAAAAAAAAAAAAAAACUCAAUAAGAAAGACUGAUUUAAACUGUGGUAAUUGAGAAAGAAGAGAAAGCUUUACCGCGGCCACAUUAUUCCUAAAUUUGUCACCUUGCAAUCCUACGACCCAAAUUGUCCAAAUCUUGGACACAACUUGUGGAAUUAUAUCCGAACUACUCAAAUUUUCCUCAAGUUAGGCAUGACAGUCAAAUCAAAUUCCGGUCGCGCAAAACGUCGUCGUCAUUCUGUCAAAUCAUCAUCCACAUUAUCUUUUGCAUAGUAACGCGUGAAAAUUACUAACUAUACUUGGACAAAAUUUUCCAGCUUCGUUCCAAUUUCUUUGGAAUUAUUAUAUUUUCUUGCCCAAAAGAAGGAAAAACACAGAAGUGGGAGGAAAUCAUUAGAAGAAAAAAAAUAGCCACAAACCAACCUUAAUCAGGGUUUUGGUUUCUUGAUUUCAAAAUUCAAACUAGGUGACAUCAUGCGGUGGACAUUUAUGACACAAGCUUCCCACACUCAAUCCCCAUUUUCUUCUGCUACUAUAAAUAUCAGCACUUGGCCACAUUUGGUGACAACACACAAAACAAAAAGACACUUAACAAAAAAAUGGAGAGGAUUAGCUGCAACAACACCAUUAAUGUUGCAGGUAUGAUCAACAUUAGCAGUAAUGCCGCUGCUAAUCAUGAUCAUCAGCAGCAGCAGCAACAAAACGUGGUGUCUCCAAUCACGGUGCCUUGUGAUUCCAGCAACAACAACUCUCCUUCUCCUUCUCCACCUUCCCACCAGUACUCUUCCUCCUCCACUUCUCCCGCCGCCGGUGGGUUUCCUUCUCAACACCAGUACCAUCAGCAACAACAACAAGUGAUUCUCAGCCCUUGUGCCGCCUGCAAGAUCCUCCGCCGCCGGUGCGUCGACAAGUGCGUCCUGGCUCCUUACUUCCCUCCAACCGAUCCCUUGAAGUUCACCAUCGCCCACCGCGUCUUUGGGGCCAGCAACAUUAUCAAGUUCUUGCAGGAGCUACCGGAAUCGCAGAGGGCCGACGCGGUGAGCAGCAUGGUGUACGAAGCCCACGCCCGGAUCCGGGACCCGGUGUACGGCUGCGCCGGAGCGAUCUGCCAGCUCCAGAAGCAGAUCGGCGAGCUGCAGGCCCAACUGGCCAGGGCCCAGGCAGAGGCUGCCAGCAUGCAGACCCAGCAGGCCCACUUGGUGGCGCUCAUCUACAUGGAGAUGGCCCAAACGACGUCGUUGUCUCAUCAAGAGCAGCCCGUGUUCUUCCCGGACCAAACGACGCCGCACCACCACCACCUCCAGUCUUUCAACAAUAUUGACACGGCUUGUUUCCUCGACGAGUCCUGGGAGCCUCUCUGGACAUGACGACGAUGAUGAUGAUUAACUGCCUAAUUAGCCGGGAAUUUGCUGAUUGGUUUUCCACUAAUUAUUGUUGUUAUGUUAAUCAGCAUGAUUUUCUAGGCUUUAAUGCGUUCUGAUAAUUUGAUGUGGCGGGCCAUUAGGAGAAAAAAUGGAAGAGGGAAAAAGAAAAGACUGGAUCCAUACUUGAAGAUUAUAGGAGGUGGAAAACUAAAUAAGGAAAUUAAAUAAUUGAAGUGACUUAAUUAUUAUACAAAUCAGAAGGUUAGUUAUGGACUUUGAAUAUGUGUUAGUUUGCUUGCAAAUGUUGACUGAGACCCUCUUUAGAGAAAGCGAUAAUUAAUUGUAGGGUAAAUACAAUUUAAUAUUCAAACUUUUUAUUUUAAAUAAUAUAGUAGCCAAACAUUUUCCAAAACAAUCUAAUAUUCAAAUCGUCAACUUUCCGUCCGUUUGACCGUUGGUUGACACUUCAAAAAAGCUUUGUUUAGGGGAAAUUGUCACAAUACCACUUUGUUUUCUUGUUUUGGCAUUGCAGAUGAUUGAAUAUUUAGAUAUUCUAUACCAUCAUGAUGGAGUCAUGGACUUCUCGGGUUUGGAACCACGAUAUGUUAGUGGUUUUUCAGAGAAGAUAUCGAUGGAUAUUGAUGAAGCGUCGUACUACGAACUUUUUUGAAGUGUCAACUAACGGUCAAACGAAUGGGAAGUUGACGAUUUGGAUAUUAGAUUGUUUUGGAAAAGGUUUGGCUAUUAUAUUGUUUAAAAUGAAAGGUUUAGAUAUUAAAUUGUAUUUAUCCUUAAUUGUAUUAAUAAUGUAAUACAAUUAAUAUAAUGUUUUCGUUGUUUCUAUAAAAAAAAUAAUGUUUUCGUUGUUGUGAGGCAACAAGUAAUAUACACACAAGAAGAUGAUUAUAAUUCAUUAAUUAUAAGUCUGCCCUCAUUUUUUUUGGUUGACAGGAGGCCGAAGCCAAGAAGGGGGACAGGGGAGUUACAGAGAACUGGUCACUGCAACUUGGCGCUCAACACCAACUCCAGCUUUAUCAUCAUAAGUCUGCCCUCAUAGGAAACAUUGUAAUCGUAGUACUCAGCUCUUGAAAUGAAUGAUAAUAAAGACUCACAAGAUAUUGAUUUUUUGUUUUCAUUUUAGAUUUGUUUUUGGGUUUCAAAUUCGGCCCGGGCUAUUGUUUAUCAAUGAUUAAGUCUAUUAAGUAACGAUUUGUAUGAGUUUUUUUUCGGGGUCAUUUAUUACAUAUUUGAAAUAGGAACCAUCACAAAUUUCGGACCAUUUUUUGAAAAGCUAUUUUUCUUGGAUUUUUAAGAUUACAGAUCACGAAUUACGAUUUGGACUAUUCUCCAACAAUGGUAAAGUCUAUAAAUUGCUAAUUUGGGCGGAUUUCUUUUUCAGAUGGUAUUUUCAUAAAUUUUUGGUCGAUUUUUGAAAGACCAUUUACCUUGGAUUUUAAAGGCUACAGAUCACGUAUUAAGCCUGAGACUAUUUUCACCGAUGAUUAAGUCUAUUUAGCACCAAUUUGGACGGAAUUUCGGGGACCAUUUUUGACAGAUUCCAAAGGGUACUACCGAUCACGGAUUCGGCCUGAGGCUAUUCUCCACCUCUUAUAAAGUCCACUACUCGUCGAUUGGGGCGAAUUUUUUCAGAGGGCAUUCUCGUAACUUUUUGGGCGAUUUUCCGAAAGGUCAUUUUCCUUGGAUUUUGAAGACUACGGGUCACGGAUUUAGCCAGAGGUUAUUAUUCACCAAUGUUUAAGUCUACUAACCAAUGAUUUUGGCAAAUUUUCUCCGGGUUCAUAUUAGGCAGAUUUUAAAGGGGUAUCAUCACAUAUUUCAAACAAUUUUUUCGAAAGACCUUUUUCCUUGGAUUUUGAAAGCUACAGAUCAUGUAUUCGGCCUGACACUAUUCUCUACCGAUGAAAAAGUCUAUUAAUCGCCGAGUGGAUUUUUGUUAGGAAGGCAUUUUUGUAAUUUAUGGUAUUUUUUGAAAGGCUAUUUUCCUUAGAUUUUGAAGGCUAUUGAUCACGGAUUCGGCCUGAGGCUAUUCUUCACUGAUGAUUAAGUCUAUUAAGCAACGACUUGGACAGUUUUUUCCAAGUUCAUUUUUACAGAUUCCAAAGGGAUACCAUCACAAAUUUCGGGUGAUUUUUUAGAAAGACCAUUUUCCUUGGAUUUUGAAGGCUACAGAUCAGAGAUUCAGCCUGAGACUAUUGUCCACCAACGAUAAAGUCUUUCAAUAGCCGGUUUGGGCAGAUUUUAUUGGAUGGCAUUUUCGUAAUUUUUUUAAUGAUUUUUCGACGGACAAUUUUCCAUAUAUUUUGGAGGCUACAAAUCACGGAUUCGGCCUGAGGCUAUUCUUCACCAAUGAUUAUAAAGUCUAUUAAGCAUU